CGGUCCUCUCUUCUUCCUUCAUCACUAUAUAAUUUUUUAUUACAUUUUUUCAGUAGUUACYAUACUUGCUAGUUUACUACUUAGUACUUACUAGUUACUAGUUAGUACGCUGUACGCUAGUCCUAGUUCAGUCUUUAAGCUUUCACUGUAAGUUAAUUUCGUACGUUCUCGCAAUAUUCCUCUAUUUAUAAUUUUUUAUUUAGUUUAUACUCACUAGUCAUAGGUCGUUCUCUGAUAUAUAGAGAUACUGUUGCAGUACUGCGGUUCAUCAAUAUUUUAUCUGCGACCACAGACACCGAUUCCUGGACGUCUAUUAAGAAUUAGACAUCUUGAACAUAAAUAUACAUUUCUCUAUCUACUGCUGUUUAUUGUAAACAAAAUCAGGCGUUGUAGAAAAGAACUAUGGGAAUCAAUUUUGAUUUUUGUAUUCAGAAUAUAAAAAAAAAACUUAUUUUGAAUGACCAACUAUAUGGAUUUGACAAAGAACAAAAUGAACUCUUACAGAUUAUUAAAAAAACUACUGAUUUUGGAGAAAGUGACUCAGCGAUUAUUCUUGGACCUCGUGGAUGUGGAAAAUCAAUGUUAAUGGACUCGGUUAUUAAAUCUCUUUCACCUGAUUCACAUACACUUGUAUUAUUAAACGGUCUCAUUCAUACUGAUGAUAAUUUAGCACUUAAAAGUAUUAUACAACAACUCCAAAUGGAAAAUUUGGAUGGGACUUUUGCUGAAGGAUCUUAUGCUGAUAAUAUUAGUUUUUUAUUGGAGAGCUUCCGUGCAGGAAACAAAACAGCUUCAAAAUCAAUUAUUAUGGUAUUAGAUCAAUUUGAUAUGUUUUGUUCUCAUACUAAUCAAACAUUAUUGUAUAAUUUGUUUGAUUCUGUUCAAUCUCAACAGAAUCCAUUGUGUAUUAUUGGCUUAACAUCACGUAUUGAUGUUAUUGAAUUACUUGAAAAACGAGUCAAAUCUAGGUUUUCCCAUAACAUAAUGAUGUUGAAACCUCUAUCUGAAACUAGUCAAUUAUUAGAAAGAUUUAAACAUUAUCUUACAAUCAACAAACAUUGUAAUUUAAAAGCCGAUGUUUUGAAAAACUGGAACAAUAAUAUUGAAUCAUUAAUAUCAGAUGUAAGAAUACAAAAUUUGAUUAAGGAUCUUUUAAAAUCAAGCAACAACAGUGCAAAAUUUAAUCAGCUAAUUUUUAUGUCACUUUCAAAUUUAUCAAAUGAUAGAAUAUUGACUGUUGAAAAUUUAACAAAUACCUAUUCUACAUUAUUUAAAAAAGAUAUGAUUCUUGUCAAUUUAUUAGGGCUAUCAGUUCUCGAACUUUGUUUAGUGAUUUCAAUUUGCCAUCACUCAGAAAUCUAUGAUCAAGAACCAUUUAAUUUUGAAAUGAUUUAUGACCGUUAUUGUAAAUUUGCAUCACGAAAUUCUACAUUACUUGUAACAAAAAGACAAGUUAUUAUAAAAGCUUUUGAAAGAAUAUCUGUAAUGCAAUUAAUACUACCUGCAGUAGUUAUAGAAAAUAAAAAUGUUUUAAGAGAAUAUCGGCUAUACAAGUGUUCAGUGAAUCUGGAUAAAGUGAAGACAGCUUCUAAUAUAUAUUUCAGACUACCUCCAGUUAUUUUGCAAUGGAUAGAUAGUAAUAUAAUUUAAAUAAGUAAAUAAUUUUUUAUUGUAAAUGUAUGUAAUAUGCUGCUCAGUAAAUACAUAUGAUUCUUUAGUAGAAAUUAAUUAUYGGAUGAAUGUAUAUUGAAAUGUUUUAAUGGUUUUAUUAUUACUAUCAGUAAUUAUAAGUAUUUAACUAUAAGUUUAUUUUAUUGUUAAACAUUAAAUAAAGAAUGGCCAUUAUAUUUGUAAMUGACAGUGUCAUUUAGAUAUUUGAAUAUGUUAAAAGGAUACCACUAAAAACUAAUUCAACUUUGU
This is a messenger RNA of Diuraphis noxia (Russian wheat aphid), 1920 nucleotides long. It is a transcript of the gene Orc4, whose product is annotated as origin recognition complex subunit 4. Gene Ontology annotation, molecular function: ATP binding; ATP hydrolysis activity; DNA replication origin binding. Gene Ontology annotation, biological process: DNA replication initiation; DNA replication. Gene Ontology annotation, cellular component: nucleus; nuclear origin of replication recognition complex. The record is from RefSeq and is a predicted model, not a curated record. NCBI's taxonomy places the organism in Eukaryota, Metazoa, Arthropoda, Insecta, Hemiptera, Aphididae.